AGAGAUCUUAUAAAUCUAAUUAACAUGCUCAAGAAGAUAUGGGCAUAGUGAUGCUAAAUAUUUUCCUGCCCGUCUAAAAUAAAUAUAGAUUUUUACAAUAGAACAAUAUAAGUAAGAAAUCUAAGCAACUCGUCUUUAUCACACCAACGACAAAAAACUUAAGUAGGUAGGUCGGUAAAUGAACCUCUUAUCUACCAGCACACGCCGUAGAUUAAAUACUUGAUACAUCGCUCCAACCCAACCAGUUAUCCAACGGCCCCCGCACUGAACGUACUGCCGCGCUUCUUUACUUCCAACCGUAAAAUGUAUCAAAAUGGUCGUUUCUAAUCUCGAAAAAUGCAUUCGUAACUUUAAAGUGACAGAGACUAUACCAUUAUUCUUCGAACCUAAUCAUCCUAAGCGCUUUUUUAAAUACAGUUGACCAUAGUUUUACGUUCCGCCGUUUGGAACUCUUUAAAACUUGAAAUUAGACAUUUGAAGUUCGAAAUUCAAAAAUUGACUUAAUAAUGGCGAGUAAUAAAUACGCGCGUGUUCAUUCGUACGGGAGCAUGAGCUCAAGAAGUGACGACGAUAUGGUGGUGCAUUCGCAACUCUACCCUUAUCCGAAGAAAAUGGUGGUGCAUCGGGAGAUUUUGUAUGAAGAGGAACAUCCUCCGUUCCAACCUUUAAUAGCCACUGAGAGAUUGUUUGGAAAGGCUCGUUUUACUUUCCUGCUGCUGAGUUAUGUAGCGUUCUACUUCGUCUAUCUGAUUUCUGGUGCUUUGGUGUUCUCGGCUUUGGAAGCACCCAUGGAAAACCAGGUGCGGUUGGAUGUGAUCAGAGCGAAGCAGGAUUUUAUGAUGAGGCAUCCGAAUAUUUUAGCUGAUGACCUGGAAUCGCUGAUAGAAGUGGUGGUGCGAGCCACCAACCAGGGCGUGCCGGCGGCGCAGAACGUAAGCGGCGGACCCAACUGGAGCUUCGGACAAUCGCUGUUCUUCUCUUCUACCGUUAUCACUACUAUUGGCUACGGCCACGUGACCCCCCUCUCCAAGAUGGGCAAGUUGUUCUGCAUGCUAUACGCAGUCCUGGGUAUCCCCCUUACCCUGAUCCUGCUGUCGGCGCUGGUGGAGCGACUGCUGCUGCCGACCACGGCACUGCUGCGCACCUUGAACGCUGAGCUUGGACAUCUAUACAGGCCCUUUACUAUACGGCUGAUGCACCUUUCGAUUAUUGUGAUGUUCCUGGUGGUGUUCUUCCUCGUCAUUCCAGCUGCGAUCUUCGCCUCCCUUGAGCCGGGCUGGGACUACCUGGACUCGUUCUACUACUGCUUCAUUUCGCUGACCACCAUAGGGCUGGGCGACUACAUUCCUGGAGACUCAACUGGGCAGGAGUACCGCCCGUUGUACAAAGUUGCUACUACUUUCUUCUUACUGGCCGGGCUGACUUUCCUCAUGCUGACGUUAACCGUUUUCUACGACAUCCCGCAACUGAACCUCAGCACCGUCUUCUCCUCCGUGAAACUGGACGAGGACCCGGAAAAAAUGCGUCUCAGCGGCUCCGGCGUCAUGGGCCGCGGCUACGGUAUCGGCGGGCUCGUCAUGAGAGAUGACUACAACCACCACGACCAGCGCCGGUCCGUCGUACACAUUCGGCCGCAUUUGGACGACAGUCCCAGCCCUGAGGACACCACGCCUGUCCAUGCUAGGGAUAUGAGGGUGCCUCAUGUCCAUUAAACGGUUACGUUGGAUUGGCCUGGCAAAAUUAAUUGCAAAUGUAAACCAAAGGGCAGCCAGGGGGGACAGAUCUUGAUUACUAAAGAGACGAAGAUCUAGAUUCUAGAAAGUAUAAAAUCGAAGAGUCAGAUUUGUUCACCUUUGCUGUUUUUUUCGUUUAUAACGUACUCGAAAUAUCAACACAAAUUUUGAGACCAUUAUAUCAAUACGAGAUACAUUUGUUUUUGAGUACGUGAUUUAAAAUUUUGCCUAAGCACGUCUUACAGCGUCAGGACAAUUGGCUAUCUUGACAGCAUUUGCAAGGGAGCAACAAAGUGGUAUUGUCUACUAGGAAUCUCUUCACACUUCAGAUAUAAGGAUUCCUAAGUCAAUGAAUAUUCCCUGAGUAAAUAGCAAGUGCUACGUAAAAAAAGAAUCUGACAAUCAUUUUGUUUAUAUGCACAAUGAACUUGGCGCGUAGCUAUUGGAUUGGCAUACCUAAUUCGAAUGCUAUUUAUGUAAAGAUAUAGUUCAUAUAGUAUUCCUUGAUAUAUGUUUGAUAUAUAUUUCAAUCUAUUUAAUACAUGACUAUGCUCUUUUUAUAAGAGUAGUUUUGCGGUAGGUAUAAUUUUGAUUUACCUAAUUAUUUUGAUUAUGAAAAUGAUUUUACCUAAGUAUAAAUAUAACUAUAAAUAUUUACCUGAAUUUCACAAAUAACGAAAAAAGGAUACAUUUCAAAAUAGUAUGUAAACAUUAAAAAACUGAUCAUCAAAACAUAACUGACAUACUUAACUAAGUUUAAUACUUAAAAAUGACAAGAAAUGUCAAUGUUCUUUGAAAAAAGUGCCAAAGUAGGUAUCCAUACGUUGUUUAUAAUACAGUUAUGAAGAUUCUAAAAGAUUGCGUAGUCAAAAUAAUUUUUUUAAUCUUAUUUAUUUUAUAAGCCAUAAAUAAGAUAAAAAAAAGAUUAUUUUGACUACGCAAUCUUAAUUAUUGCACUAUUGGAAUUUUAGAGGGCCUACCGCCAACAUCGAAAAACUGUUAUCAGCCUCUCUAUCGGUCUUGCAAAAUCGAGAGUCAAAGAAUGAGAUAGAUAACGUUUUAUUUUUUAUGUUGACGGUAACCGUCAGGAGUGAAAUGCGCUGAAAUUGCCUACUUUGGUAUACUUAUCUACUUUGAGCAAGGAAAAAUAUGUCAUCAACAUUUCCUGCAUGUUUUUACACAACUUUACAAAAUCAGUGCUGUAAUUGCUGCUUAUAUGCCAAUAAAAUACAACAUAACGUGACUCCAACCCAAAUUAAAGUCUGCAGAAAUUGUAGGUCAUAACGUAAUUUCUGAAUUUUGGCUGCGUACUGCGCAGUCUUCAAAUAGGUACUUACAUACUAUUAAUGUACGUAAAUAAAUUAUUUCACAAAUUUUGCA
Cydia pomonella (codling moth) is the source of this 3113-nucleotide messenger RNA. RefSeq names its product potassium channel subfamily K member 1-like. Gene Ontology annotation, cellular component: membrane. The record is from RefSeq and is a predicted model, not a curated record. The transcript has 5 exons. Gene Ontology annotation, molecular function: potassium ion leak channel activity. The coding region runs from base 507 to 1712 and encodes 401 amino acids. Lineage: Eukaryota; Metazoa; Arthropoda; Insecta; Lepidoptera; Tortricidae. Gene Ontology annotation, biological process: potassium ion transmembrane transport; stabilization of membrane potential.